This is a messenger RNA of Geodia barretti, 2295 nucleotides long. Lineage: Eukaryota; Metazoa; Porifera; Demospongiae; Tetractinellida; Geodiidae. The record is from the annotation of a GenBank genome assembly.
CACCAGCCGGCCACUCCCUUUCGCUGAUCAGUGCGUCAGGAUCGGAAAGAACGUCUCCCGUUUUUUUUUGCAUGCAUGCCCCAAGAGCGUGGCGCUGCGAGAGUGGAGGUGAAAGGAAGAAGAAUAGCCCAGGAGGCUCUUGACGAUUGCACGCCUCCAACUAGAUCAACCAACUUGACCGCCGUAUAUACCGUCAUCACCCCGCCUCCGUCUCCCGCGUACACCAGCUCGGCGGACAGCAGCUGAAGAGAGGAGCGAGACACAGUCGCGAACAGAGCACGGGGAGAGACCUAGAGAAACCAGCAAUAGUCGAGUCUACCCGACUCCCUGCCACCAUAUCAAGAAAUGGAUGUUGGACAUUGGGGGAGGCAGUCCAUAAUACUCCGGGAAGCUCGUCCCAUCGACCCAGACGUGGCCCUAGAGCAGAGACUGUCUGCAGAGAGGGGUGCUGGAGGGCUCCAAUUAGGAGAAGGUGUGGGGAAGGACAGGAGAAAAGACAAGGAGAAGGGGAAGGGGAAGGGGAAAGGGAAGAGGAAGGAGGAGGGAAACGGAGGUCAAGAGGUGGUGAGAGGUGCAGAAGCAGCUCAAAAUGAUGUGUCGGCCUCACCAAGGGACGGGGCGGGGCUCUCAACAUUCAGCGACAUUCCGAGCGAGAAUGGAGAGAGGGGGAGGAGGAGAGUAAAGGAAGAAGAUCACUAUGGGUUUCUUUACUCCAUCAGCGAAGCUGACAAACACUAUACACCCAAAGUUGCUGUCGAGACGAGUCGCAUUAGAGAGCAAAAGUGGCUGGACAUGUUUGCAAAGUGGGAUGUGUGGAUGGGACCUAAGAAACACAAGUUGAAGGAGAGGUGCAGGAAGGGAAUUCCGUCGUCCAUGCGUGGCAGAGCAUGGCAGUACCUGUGCGGAGCUCAUGACCUACUGUUGAAAAAUAAAGGACUUUUCGACCAUCUUGUUAGUCAGCGAGACACGGAGAUUGUGCUGAACGUCAUCGACAAAGACUUGGACAGAACCUUUCCCUCGCACGUCCUCUUUGCAAAGGACGGGUCACAGGGUCAGAGGGAUCUGAGACUAGUGCUGAAGGCUUAUGCCAUUCAUGACCCAAAGACUGGGUACUGCCAGGCCAUGGCUCCAGUUGCUGCCACUCUCCUCAUGCACAUGACUGCUGAGGAGGCAUUCUGGUGUCUGGUACAGAUCUGUGAGCAGUACCUACCAGGUUACUACAGCCCCGGGCUGCACGCAUUCCAAAUAGACGCCCUCAUACUGAAGGAUCUACUGAGGAAAUAUCUCCCAGUCAUAGACCGCUUCAUGGAUUCAAAGCUACCACCAAAUCCCGAUGAGAGCAGCCACAAGAAGGGGCUGGACCCUGUCCUCUACUGCACCGAGUGGUACAUGAGCAUAUUCAGCAGAACUCUGCCUUGGCCAUCGGUCCUGAGAGUUUGGGACAUAUUUUUCUUUGAGGGGGUGAAAGUUCUACACAAGACUGCCCUGGCAAUGCUCUCGCUGGCGUUCCACAGUCCUUCCGACAGAGCCGAGUGCAAAGAGUUUUUCAACCUAACGAGAAGGCUACGCGACAUGUCUGUUUCUAUAACCCACGAGGAUGUGCUCAUACCCGCAGUGGUACGGGAUGAGUACAGCGGUUCAGUGUCCAAGAACGAGGCCUACUCGUCCGCCAGGGAAGAGAAAAUGAUGCGAUCCUCCCUUAAAUCCACUAUAGAACGCUGCUUGAAUUCUGAGAGGAUAGUGAUUGUGGACUCACUGAACUACAUCAAGGGCUACCGCUACGAGCUCUACUGUCUCUCCAAACACGUCAAGACCCCACAGUGCAUCCUCCACUGCGACGUCUCGCCGGACGUUGCCCUAACCUGGAACUCCUCUCGGGAGGACGAGACGGAGCGAUACGCACCCGAUGUGUUCGACAGUUUGGUCAUGAGGUAUGAGAAACCGGACUCUCGAAAUCGCUGGGACAGCCCGCUGUUUGUGGUCUACCCUCAGGACCCGCUACCUGCAGAGGACAUCUUGUCGUCCCUCCUCCAUCGAAAGCCGCCACCCCCAAACCUCUCCACUCAGUCACAACCCCUCUCAUCGGCUGACUUCCUCCAUGAUCUUGAUCGUAAGACGCAAGAAGUGGUAUCCCACGUGCUCCAGGCACAGAGGACUGCACUUCCCGGAGACAUCACCCUUGUCUCCUGUGGUCCCCGCCUCCAGCAACAAGCUCCGCCUACCUCAUCACGUUACCAUGGUAGAGCUGCGUCGGCUGAGGAGACAGUUCAUUAAUUACACGAAGCUCCACCCACC